Messenger RNA from Schistocerca serialis cubense, 2085 nucleotides. Its product is annotated as dynein regulatory complex subunit 6-like. The record is from RefSeq and is a predicted model, not a curated record. Gene Ontology annotation, cellular component: SCF ubiquitin ligase complex. Gene Ontology annotation, biological process: SCF-dependent proteasomal ubiquitin-dependent protein catabolic process. Lineage: Eukaryota; Metazoa; Arthropoda; Insecta; Orthoptera; Acrididae. Gene Ontology annotation, molecular function: protein binding. The transcript has 3 exons. Bases 597 to 1934 code for a protein of 445 amino acids.
AUUUGACUUCACACGUUAAGUAUGGAUUGACAAUAAUUAGAAUAUUUUGAGGUCCAUCAAUGCUGUUUAUCAUUAUUUAUACUAUUGACAAUUCAUCCAUAAGCGACCUCAGAGGGUCAAUAUAUUGACAGUUUGACAAUACUAUUGAAUAUGUGUGGCCCCCUACAUAUAUCUGUGUACUGUCUGUAAUUAUCGUUAUCACUACCUUUUGCGGCGCAUGAGAUGUUACUUGUUGGAUGUCAGCUGUAUUUUAUUGAUCCAAGAAGUCACAAUAUGGUACAAUUUGUACAUAUUAUGUAGGGCAGUUGGAUGUUGUGCGCUAAUUUGGGGGCGUGUAUGUAACUUGUCAGUCCAUAAGCACGUUUAGUAAAGGAUAUAUUGAUACUGAACGAUUGUAUGGUACGCUGAAAGUAGUGUCGAUUUUCCAGUGGAUAUCUCACGCAGUGAGGAUGGUGAGAGCUUCAGUGAUGGAAAAACUCAGGACUGGAUUGAGGAUUUCAAAGCCCAUAGAACCAAAUACGUAAGCUCUGAAAGUAAUCUCUACUAGGCCUAUACUGAAAGGAAAUAAUUGGAGGCGUAAGAGGUCAUUGAAUCUGAUGGAUGAUCCUCCACUUAGCAUAAACGAUCUUCCAAAUGAAAUUUUGUUGCAGAUCUUUUUUUAUCUUUCUGUUGAAGAUAUAGCACUUAAUGUUCAAUUUGUUUGCAGUCGUUGGUCUGAAGUGUGUUCAAAUGAUGUACUGUGGAAGAACAGCUGUUUAAGUGUAGAGGGAAGUGCAUCUAUUCAAUAUGUUGUGUCACUGUUAAAAAAAGUUCCAAAAUUGCAGUGUUUUUGUAUCUGGUUUAGAUCAUCAGGAGAAGUUCUUAACAGAUUAGCAGAAUUCUGCAAAGAUUUGCGUAAAUUAGACUUCUGUGUGCCUCAGCUUGAGUUACCUUAUGAAGCAUUCAAGAAUCUUGUUUCAGAAUGUCCGAAACUGGAGGAAAUUACUAUCCCAGGAUCUGCGCUAGUAAGAGAAGAAUUGGCAGAACUUGUGGGCCAAUGGGAGUACCUGAAUGACAUUUAUCUUAUAGGCAGAUCAGACAAACCCAUUGCACUGAAGUAUUUAGCAGAGGGCUGCCCAGCGUUACAGCAUUUACACAUGCGUUAUGUUGUGUGCAGUUUUACUGAACUAGAAUAUUUCUUAGAGAAAAAGAAGAACAAGCUACUGAGUUUAAGCAUUAGCCCACUCACUCAAGAUGGCAGAUGUGUGAUUCCUCUCCUUGACAUUUGUAAGGACAGGCUGGAAAAACUGCAGUUAGAAGACAGCAAAUAUUGCUACAUUGAGUCACACAAUUUUGGUAUCAUAAAAACACUGAAAAACUUGAAGGCCCUGAGCAUAAAAAUUCCUCGUGGUGUAAGAACAGAUGUGAUGUCAGAUAUUUUUGAAGAAAAGGCAUUGAGUCAGUUACAGGAACUUGAACUAAACAAUUAUGCAGAAAUAAAUGACACUCUGGUUAACACUAUUUGUAGUAACUGCCCAAAUCUCUUGAGAUUGGCUCUCAGAUAUUCGACACGUAUUAGUGAUGAUGCAAUGAGGAAUCUACACAAAUGCAAGAACCUGGAAGAUUUAGAUUUGUAUUAUUGCACAGAACUUACAGAUGUUGCUGUGGACUUUGUUUUAAAGUGUAGUAAAUUGAAGUACCUCAAUCUUGGUUUCUGCAAACUAACAGAGAAAAGCUUAACACGUCUUAUAGUUCUGACUGAACUUAGAGAACUGAUCCUUGAUGCAAUUAAUGUUGCAAGUCUUCCCUUGCAAGUUUUUCCUCAACAUUUGACGAACCUUAGAGAGCUUAAACUUGAUUACUGUAUGAACAUUGAUAAUGAAGCACUAGCUAUUCUCUGUGCCGAAAUGCCUCAUUUAAGAGUAUCAACAAAACAAGCUGAACUGUGUCCUUGACUGCUUCAUAUUCUUAUAUCAUUAUUAAAAAUCUUUGCUAAAAACGGUGACAUUUCUUUGCUGUGAAUAUUGUAUUUAUCACUUAUAAUAUUGUUUUCAUGUCAGUUACAGAUAUUUUAAGUGUAAUGAAAUAAUAAAAGUGUUUAUAUUA